GAGUCAUGAAGUCAUGGUGAGGGGAGGAGGGUGUGAGCUAAGGAGGCGGUAAGAGAAGCAGACUUUGCCUCAAAAGUUCACAGCCCAUUCCACCUAAACAUUCCUGGGACAAAUCUCUGCGUCACCUCAUCAUCCAAGAAAAAUCAACAUGGCUAUGGUUUCAGAGUUUCUGGGACAGCUGUCUCUCAAUGUUGCGCAGGAACCCCUGUACCCCACUGUGGUACCUGCUCGGGACUUUGACCCCGACAGAGAUGCUGCCAGAAUAGAGACUGCAAUCAAAACCAAAGGAGUGGAUGAGCAGACGAUCAUUGAUGUCCUUAUGAAGAGAACCUACUCUCAAAGGAGAGAAAUUGCUUUUGCUUAUGAAAGAAGGGCAAAAAAGGACAUGAUUACAGCUCUGAAAGCAGCAUUGUCUGGAUCACUGGAAACUGUCGUCCUUGGACUGAUGAAGAGCACAUCCCAGUAUGAUGCAUCAGAGAUCAGAGGGUCAAUCAAGGGUUUAGGAACAGAUGAGGAAACUCUGAUUGAGAUCUUGUGCUCACGCAGCAAUGACGAGCUGGUGGAAAUCAAGAGAGUCUACAAUGAGCAAUUCAAGAAAGACUUGGCGAAAGAUGUUGCUGGUGAUACUUCUGGAAACUUUGCUAAGCUGCUUUUGGCUCUAGUGGAGACCAAGAGAGCCGAACCCAGCACUGUAGUAGACUAUGAAAAGAUAGAUGCAGAUGCCAGAGCCCUUUACGAUGCUGGAGUGAAGAUAAAAGGAACUGAUGUGAACACCUGGAUCUCCAUUAUGUCUCAGAGGAGCGUCCCCCACCUGCGAAAAGUUUUUGACAAGUACAAGAGUUACAGCCCCUACGACAUGCAGGAGAGUAUUGUGAAGGAAGUUAAAGGGGACUUGCAGAAGUCAUUCCUCGUGCUAGUUCAGUGCUUUGAAAACAAGCAGCUUUACUUUGCUAAAAAGCUCAAUGAAGCCAUGAAGAGUAAAGGAGCCAAAGAGAAGAUUGUGACCAGGAUUAUUGUGUCUCGCUGUGAGGUGGACCUGAAAAAGAUCUGUUCUGAGUACAAGCAGAACUUUGGGCAGUCCCUGCAGCAGACAAUCACUGAACAUACCAAAGGAGACUACCAGAAGGCACUCCUUUGCCUCUGCGGACCGGAGCAGUAAAAAUAAUCUCUUGAUGUCCAAAUGGUUGGAAAUAUGGAAAAUAUGGGCCUACAACUACGCAUUACUGCACAAACUUAGAAGUACUGGAUUAAAGAAGAAAAUAAAUGUGGCCUUAGAACUUAAAAAUGUGUUAUUUAUGAUUGUUAUAUCGGAUCAUUAAUAAAGUUUCUUUUCUGGA
This is a messenger RNA of Girardinichthys multiradiatus, 1337 nucleotides long. Its product is annotated as annexin A2-like. Gene Ontology annotation, cellular component: cytoplasm. Bases 149 to 1159 code for a protein of 336 amino acids. The record is from RefSeq and is a predicted model, not a curated record. The transcript is spliced from 13 exons. Lineage: Eukaryota; Metazoa; Chordata; Actinopteri; Cyprinodontiformes; Goodeidae. Gene Ontology annotation, molecular function: phospholipase inhibitor activity; calcium ion binding; cytoskeletal protein binding.